AUGCUGCCGGCUAAUUUUCUCCGACGGGUAGCGGGUUGUGGUGGGGGAGUAAUAGGGGGGAGGGCUCUGUCGUCGUUUUUUCCUGGACGACGCGUUGUUUCUGUCACUCAUGGCCACAGUCACAUCAGCAGCAGCCACAAGAGUCAUCAUGGCUGUCAUAAUAUCGGUCAGCAAAGACGGAUGAUACAGAGCCUGCUGGCCAGGCACAAGUGUGUCACUGUUGGCCUUGGCUCAUUAGAGUUGUCCUCCUCCAUGUCAACAGCCGAGUUGAAGAAAAGAGUCAUUUCUGCUGUUGCUCAGAGCUUGCGCGUCUCGUCGACGGAUGACGCUGCUGUGGUUCUUGUGUCCAGGUCACUAGCCCCUUGGCUGGAGGAUCAGGCGUUUAUGGCUGGGCUGCUCGAGGCUACGACCUCUGAUGAGACGGGGAGGGAGCUCAGCGUCUUGAGUGCGGCGGUGGAUGAAGUUCCACGGUUUCAGGGCGCUCCAAGUUCUUCCGAGGGUUUGUCUGUUUUGCGCGGAAGUUCUACCCGGGUGCUCCCCGGUCUGUGGGAAGUCGGGAGCAACCAGACCUUCUCACCUUCACAGCAACUGUCCUUCCUCGAGCUCCGUCUCCCUGGGCUCCAACCAAAAGCAGAGCCUCUCCAGGUCACGGUCCCUCUUGCCAAUACCAUCUUUACCACCGGGAAGUCCCACGCUCUUUUUGCGAGCAAAUGGCGCCAUGAUCCCGCUGCGGCCCGAAAAGGCCUGAGCAUGGCGGCCAGUGUCGAAAAGACAACACAGACUAUCCUUCUUCCAGGGUACGAUCAAUCCUCGGCGAGUACCGUGUACACAGCACUUGUACCAGUCACGCGCCCACACAAGAUUGUUGCCGGCCUGGGAAACAUCCUUCGACAGGUCGAGGUGGGGGUCAAGCCAGAGCCGGCGUCCAAGGAACUUGAGGCGAUCAUUCCCGCACUUCUCAAGAAGCGCCUGGAGCACUCCGAGUCGGACGAGCUGACGUAUAGUGGGCCUGUAGGCGUCUGGGCCUUGAUCAUGCCCGAGGGUGCCGUCGAUCAGUUUCCCAUCCCAAACCCCCUUGACGUGCAGAACUAUGAUCCAUCUAGCGAGUGGGACUUGGUACAUCAAACCUCGCAGGCCAUGGACGGGCUAAUAGCUGCCGGGUGCCAGUUGCGCAAGAUCCUCAGCGGCGGCGGCGGCUGGGGUCUCAAGCAAGGCCUCCUGUCACUUGAUCCAAACACAAGAUACGCAAGAGAAGAGCACGAAGACAUGGAGAGCUUUAUACGGUCUUUCAAGCGCGAGGAUGCCACCGGCGGUAUUGUCACGCCGGGCUCCUACGUCCAGUUCUUCACCGAGGCCAUCCCCCCAACAGAAAAGACAAGGCUAAAGCUGGCCUGGCCUUCUGACCGCCCUACCUUUGCCAUUGGAACAUCUGGCGGGAAGACGUCAGAGGAGGUGGAGACUUUCCCCGACCUCUUUGGUGCUGUCUCUUCAGAGGGUGUCUACAUCUCUUCGGAAGAGAACGCCGCCAUAACGACCAAGCUAGACGCGCCACAAUCUUAUGUGGUAUCUCACGCGAGUGAGGAAUAA
Messenger RNA from Podospora anserina S mat+, 1587 nucleotides. RefSeq lists its product as uncharacterized. The transcript has 3 exons. NCBI's taxonomy places the organism in Eukaryota, Fungi, Ascomycota, Sordariomycetes, Sordariales, Podosporaceae. The coding region runs from base 1 to 1587 and encodes 528 amino acids. The record is from RefSeq and is a predicted model, not a curated record.